Molecule: messenger RNA, 1107 nt
Organism: Solanum lycopersicum (tomato)
Lineage: Eukaryota; Viridiplantae; Streptophyta; Magnoliopsida; Solanales; Solanaceae
Product: Hop-interacting protein THI043
Source: RefSeq, marked provisional
AUGGCUGCCGCCUCAGCUAGGGUUUUACUCGCAUCUCGUCUAGCAGACCUAUCACUUAAGCCUCAUCAACAUCCUCCUCACCUACCCUCUCCUUUUACCCACCACCUCCUCAUCCGUCCCUUACUUCCUUCUCUUUCCGCUUCCACCAGGCGGCGUACGUCCGUUAACUGCCUUAUUUCCGGCGUAGACGGCGGCGGUGUUUCGGACGACUUUGUUUCCACCAGGAAAUCCGGUUUCGGCAGUGAAUUCUCUGUUAUUGCCAAUAUGCUCAAGCGAAUUGAACCGUUGGACACUUCUGUUAUAUCUAAAGGCGUUUCUGAUUCAGCUAAGGACUCAAUGAAGCAGACCAUUUCUACUAUGUUAGGCUUGCUCCCUUCAGAUCAAUUCUCAAUCACUGUUCGGUUUUCCAAACACGCUCUCGAUCGCCUCAUUGUUUCUUCUAUCAUUACCGGGUAUACGUUGUGGAAUGCGGAGUACAGGAUAUCCUUGAUGAGGAAUUUUGAUAUCCCAUCAGAUAAUUUGAAAGGCUUCAACUCAACGGAAGAGGAUGUGAACUCUGGCUCAAAGAGCGAGGGGAUAGAGGGGGGAGAACGCGGAGUUGGUGUAAAUAUGUCUUCGGCGGUUUCAGAGAAAAUGGAUAUUCAAGCUCUUGGGAAUUUAUCUCCGGAAGCUCUGAAAUAUGUUCAACAAUUAGAAGAAGAACUCUCAUCAAUUAAGCAGGAACUGCAUUCCCAGCAACAGGAAAAUUUGCAAAUGGAGUAUAUCAACGAAAGUAACAAUGAUUUGCUGGAAUACCUCCGGUCACUGGAAUCUGACAUGGUGACUGAACUAUCUAGACCAUCAUCCUUUGAGGUGGAGGAAAUUAUUAAGGAACUUACUCAAAACAUAUUGCAAAUAUUUUUCAAAGAGGACGAUGUUAACAAAGAAGAAGAUCCUAAUUUUAGUGGUGCCAAAGACUAUCAGAGUAGUGAUUCCGAAUUAUGCGAUGCAAUAGGCACUUCUCGGGAUUACUUGGCAAAACUACUUUUCUGGUGUAUGUUAUUGGGCCAUCAUUUGAGAGGAUUGGAGAACAGAUUGCAUCUAAGUUGUGUGGUCGGCUUGUUAUGA